This is a messenger RNA of Mya arenaria, 9522 nucleotides long. RefSeq lists its product as uncharacterized. Gene Ontology annotation, molecular function: protein binding; RNA binding. NCBI's taxonomy places the organism in Eukaryota, Metazoa, Mollusca, Bivalvia, Myida, Myidae. The coding region runs from base 85 to 2277 and encodes 730 amino acids. Gene Ontology annotation, biological process: regulation of DNA-templated transcription. The record is from RefSeq and is a predicted model, not a curated record. The transcript has 3 exons.
AGCAGGAAUGCAGUUUUCUCUCACAGCCCGACCUGAGGUUUACAUUGGUUUGCAUAUAUACACGCAAGAUAUCAUCCAUAGCGGAUGGGCUGUAGGCACAUACAAUAUAGGCAGUACAGCUUGGAUCAUGAAUGUUUUGGAUUAAAAAACACAAAAAUAAGGCUUUUGAAAACGUUGUGGUAUAGUGUUGGACUACCAAACUUACAAUCAGAAGAAGAGUCCCAGUCGCUGCUGUGUUCCGAAAUCUUUAUUUCCCCGACCCUGACGAGCGAUGAUUGUGGCCCUACCCCCGCGGCAGCAUCCAUCACAUGGCAACCUAGCAACCUUGCUCAUAAACCCUCCUCUGCUAUAGCCCUCACACAGGAAAACCUUCACCAGCAUAACAUUAACUGUAAUGGUACUGUGACUGAGGCGACAUCACAAUCUGGGGUUAAGCCUGAAUCUGGAUAUCUACUAAAAGCAGCAUCACUGGGAGAUAACAAUCACAAAUCUGAGCAUGAGGAAAGGGAUAUUAAUUCAAAUUUUAAUUCUAAAUGCUUUAUCAACAACCGUUUGAAAUUUCGCGGAAAUGAUGUUGACAGUGGUUGGCGGAUGUCGGGUUCUAAUGGGUAUGACAGGAAUAGAAUGACUGGAAGCUCUACUGGGAGUGGCAAUUCAAAUUUAAGUCAUAUAACAGAUGGUUCAGGUGCCCAGGGGCACACACAGCCCCUUAUAGCAAGCAGUGAGGGCAUGUUAUUAGGGCGUGUGGGAGGGGCUGGUGGUGCAGGUUUGAACGAUCAUCUCAACACUCGCAGUAUUGUGGCAGGAACCGCUGGGGCAGGUCCCCCGACACAGAUCACUAACGUGUUUCGCUCUCCACAUUCCGUCACAGACCCACAGCGCUACGGACAGGCGUAUACAACUGCUGCAGCUGGUUCCUCAGCAGUUGGAUCAUUUUCUCCACUGUAUUCAGCCACCCAUGGCUCAAAUCUGGGCCCAUUCAGUGCUUUCUAUGGUCAAUAUCCAGCUAGCUAUAGCUCAAGCUCAGUGCACGGAAAUCUGGACCCACAACUCGGUACAUAUUCAGCAGUUUUACAAAGUAUAGGGAAUGCUGCACAGUCCCAGGUGCCGCGUUCACCAUAUUCCCAAGGUGCAGGCAUAAUUGGUCAGUUUUCAUUGCCGUCGACAGCACCAGUCGCAAAGGGCUACUCGAGUGGUAUUUCAUUGUCCACACAUGAAGGGGAGGAGAUGCGCUACAAAAGGGAACAAGUGACGGACAUACAUAGACGUUAUAGCACAAGUGUUAUAACAGAUGACAAAUCCCAUCAGUUCUCUGUGCCACCUAUUUUUGCUGAGCCCUCACGGGCAUCUGUGUCCUCACUAAGAGAAUCACCCAUCAAUAAGCGGGAGCUUUCUUCUUCAGGUGACUUUUAUAAGACUCCCAUUGGGAGAGGUAGCCUCAAACACAGAAUAUUACGCCCAUCAGAAUCUUCUAGUUCCUAUCCAUCUGAAAACUCACAUUGUGCUUUCAAAACAGACGAACCCUUACCAAAAAGGACUAAAACUAUCGACCAAUCAGAAAUAGAAAAAGAACCUGAUCAGCAAAUGUCUGAAUCAGGACUUAAAUACCCGAACCAUUUUAUGAAAGGUUCGAUAAUUCAGCUAGGGAAUGGUGAGCUGAAGAGAGUUGAAGAUCUGGAGACAGAUGAUUUCAUACAUAGUGCGGACAUAAGCAGUGAUCUCAGGAUAGACUCGAGCACCGUCGUGCAGAUUAGUGAGAAUGAGGCUCAGGGUACAUGUAUACUUGGCUUCGUGGUUGGAGAACACAAAGUGCAGGUAAAAAUUGAAGCCCCGCCAGAGCAUCCAUUCUUUGUCUUUGGGCGAGGCUGGUCGUCAUGCCAACCAGGAUGGACCAUGAAACGGUAUGGGCUUGAGUGUCACACACUGACUGUGGGUGAUGUGUGUAUAUCUCUCACUCAUAAAGAAGUAGAUGUCCACGCAGCAGAAAUCUCCAAGCAGCAAAACAAAAUUGAGGGCAGUUCUGUGUAUGAAAAGGAUAUUAUUCAGAAAUCUGCCACCUCCCCUAAGAGCAAGGAGAGCCGAUACCAAUUCAUGGGGCAGCUCUCACUCAACCCUGGUUCGUCUCAGCCCCAAGGUCAAGGUUAUAGAUCUGAUUCUGGACACAAUGAAUUGAGCAGUGCUCCGGUGAAGACGGAGUGUUCGUUUAGUUCCCCUGGCUCUUCACAGAUUCCCAGUUCAACGUCAGCUCAGGAACAUCUACCCUCCCCCACGCCUUAAGCCAAGUGCAUGGCUGUGUAAAAGAACUUUAGCUCAUGUUUGCCCGCUCUUUUUGAAAUAUGAAAACAAAUGUUAGAAGCAAAGGUUUUCUAGCUUGUUUGUUAUCAUUCAUCAAUUAUUACACUGCAUUAAAAUUGGAAUUGAUACAUUAUCAUUCAUAACACUGCAUAAACAUGGGAUGUGAUACUGUGAAAUCAUUAAUGUUCGUGGGGCAUUAAUGUUCGUGGUUUUCGUGGGUUAGGUGAUCCACGAAUUCAAGAUCCCACGAAAUAUAAACCCUUUAUUCACUUUUUCAAUUGCCUUGUUACGUACAUACUCUAGUAUAUUAUUUACAGAGGUCGCAGUAUAGUGUGUUAAAACCUGUCUCACUGUAUAACUUACGAUCAUUAUUCUGUUAAUAUAUUAUAACUACCUUUAACAAAUAAUGAACCAAAUCAAUUAAAUGUGUUUUAUGCAGCAAAUGACAGUUAUAAGCACGUGUGCUGUUAAUGAAAAUCUCCAAGUUUACAAGAUGUGCGUGAUGAGUGUCUGUACUCGAUUUUUUUAUUUAAUGAAAUAAUUAAUCGAUUACUAGUACAUUGAAGGUUACUAAGCACCGAACGUGACAAUAUACGCACCUUUUCGGUGUUUUCACAGUUUGCAAAAUUCUUAAUUAGAAUUAAAUGGCUUCCCCUAUCUGUAUUUAUGAUCAGGGUACAUCUUCUUUUAUUACCUUUAUUCCCAAUUAAAUCAAUAAGUGACAUGGGUAUAUGCACUAAUUGGCAUGUCGUACCACAUUAGCGAGUGUCAUAAACCGAGUGACGUAGAAGACGGAAAUCACGGGCCAGCGCGUGGAUAUUAUGCAGACGAUCUAGGACGAUCGCAUCUUCGAUUUUUUUUUCAAAAAUGAAAAUCCACGAAUUUAAGUACCCACGAAAUUGUUUUUUUUCGGCAAACCACGAAAUUUCAUGCCCACGAACAUUAAUGAUUUCACAGUACUUGAUUUUUUAUAAUUAAAUAAUCAUGCAAUGAUGAGCACAUUGACAUGUUACUUAAAAAUUAGUAACAAAAUUCUGUAAAAAUUGUUUUGAAAUUUGAUAAUCAAAAGGAUAUAAGUUUUUUAAAUAUUUCUCUCUUCUUUUUCUUUGUGACAUUAAUUGGAGCAGCAUUUGAGCUCAGAAUUUCCUUUGAAAAUGAAAGGGAUGCAUGUUUUUUAAGGCAAACCCAAGGUGAAUGAAUUGUCUUUCCUCCAAGUACAUUUAAACAUGACUGUGAUAGACUGAUUUCUCACAAACUAGCCAAACUGUGAAGGUUUUAUCCCAGUUUGGGUUGUUAAGUAGCAUUGGAGCUUAUUUUUAUGACAUACAUGAUACUGCAUACAUGUUUUUGCAAUUGAUGUUUUUUUUCCAUUCGUUUUUUUAAAAAGAUCUUUGUCAUUAAAGAUAUAAGUUCACAAAUGCAUAUAACUUCGGCUAUAUAAAUGUAGGCCCCUAAAACAUUAAUAUGACUGCAUCUACUACACUGCUUUGUGCUAAUCAAAAGGGACAAGAACAACUGAUAUGUGGAACAGAUACUUGUAUUCAAGGACUUAACCUUAUAUGAUUUAGUCUUUAAAAAUCCUCAAAUCAAUUAGAUUUCUUUUAUUGCAAGAUUAAAACUUGAGUAGGUUGGCUUUGUUUAUUUAGAAAGAAAUUUUGUACUUGGAAAUGUAACUGUUUUCUUUCAUGGGAAAUAUGAACAAUUAAAACAAUUCCAGGAGGAAACUCCUUUCUAUUACGUACAUAUUCUAACAAUACAUUUCGAGAUGUUAUGAGGGCAAAGUGUACAGAUAUUUAUACUAAAAUACCAAUGUGUUGUUGAUGUUUGUUACAUCAGCACAUUGAGGCUAUGUUAUAUAUAUAUAAUGUUUUCCUAUUCAUUUAAGCUGUGUUGACAUUUAUCAUAAUUACUUGUACAUCAGAAGUUUUAAAUGUUAAUAUAUCAUUGACUAACUGCAGCUUUAUGAAAAUAUACUAUAUGCUGUAAGCUCCUAUAUUAUAUAUAGCAUUUCAUGUCGUAUAGUCGCGAUAUUUUUUCAGUGAAUUAAGAUUUUUUUUUCAAUGAAUUAAGAAAUCUAAUGAAGAAAUAGAAUGUAUUACCAUUACUAUUUUUUAUGCCCCCACAAAGUGGCGGCAUAUAGGGUUGCCCUUGUCCGUACGUACGUCUGUCUGUCUGUACGUACGUACGUCCCGAAGAUUGUUUCCGAUCUAAUUCUUGAAAACCGUUUGUCCAAUCCUCACCAAACUUUAAACACAUGUUUGUGACCAUAAUAUCUUGAUCAAGUUCGAUAGUCAUGGAAAUCGCUUUAGUCAUUUAGGAGUUACGGCCCUUUUUUGCCAAAAAUACUUCAAAAAUAUAUGUUUCCAAUCUAAUUCUUGAAAAGUAUGUGUCCAAUCCUCACCAAACUUUACAUACAUGAUUGUGACCAUAAUAUCUUGAUCAAGUUCGAUAGCCAUGGAAAUCGCUUUUGUCAUUUAGGAGUUACGGCCCUUUAUUUGCAAAAAAAGACUUGAAAAAUACGUCCCGAAGAUUGUUUCCGAUCUAAUUCUUGAAAACUGUUUGUCCAAUCCUCAACAAACUUUUAACACAUGUUUGUGACCAUAAUACCUUGAUCAAGUUCGAUAGCCAUGGAAAUCGCUUUAAUCAUUUAGGAGUUAGGGCCCUUUAUUUCCCAACAAUACUUAAAAAAUAUCUUAUCCGAUCUAAUUUUUGAAAAGGAUUUGCCCUUGUGCAGAUUAUUUACUAUUAAUGUUUGAAAGAUUAAUUUUGCAAAAAAAUAUUUUUAAUAAUUUUUCAGCAUUAUUAUAAUUAUGAAAAAAAACCAACACAUUUUUGAUAAAUUAUUAAAUAUGUUAUUUUGAAGUAAAUAAGUCAUAAAAUCAGCAAAUUUUUAAAUCUUUAAAUUUCACAAUUUAAUUCAUUGAAUGAGUUCAGAAAAUGUGUUAGCCUUUGACAAAAUAUACACUAAAAUUUAGAUCAUUUGAACAGGUGGUCAUUCGAGAACUGUUGAUCGGUCAAGGCUAAGUCCCGAUCAUUAUUCCUUCUAUUUUCAUGGCGAUGAAUCCAAACCUAAAUUAGUCGCGGACUCGAGCACCAUUUCUGGUCCCAAAUGCACAAGAAUUGUUUAAAAAAUACUUCAUAUCAUUUGAGAAAACCUUACAGUUAUUUGUUCUCACCCAUUCUGUAAAAAGACUGACCAAAUUGUAACCAGAAACAGUUUAUCAAAUUACGACACAAUAACUUGGGAAAUAUCACUUUUAAACAUAAAAUUGAAACACUAAUGACAACAAUACAUUUAUCAUAUCAUAAAUUAACUUUCAUAAGUGUUGAUUUAUUUUUUGGGGGGCCUGCUGACACAAUACAAACAAUAACAAGAUAAACAAUUUUCAAUGUUCAUGUACAUUGUUAUGCGAUAUGAUUCCCGAUCUGAACAUAUGCAAAGAUGUUUUGUUCUUCAGAAUAUAUUUGCCAUUGCAUGAAAGGCAGUUCAUUUAAGGAUGGAAGUUGAGGUUUAAAUAUUUCAUAAUGGACUAGAUGGAAACUUGGGUUGUUGGAAACAUCAGAUCACUCGAGGUUUUAGCUUAUAGGCCCCAGUGUCCUCGAGCGAUCUCAGUUUUACUGUAUAUUUAAAGCAAAAUGUAUAUCGGAUCAUUUUAAUUCUGUUAAUAAGUAAAAUGAAUACUGAGAUAAUAUCCAGUUAGAAUCACAACAUACGGUAAAUUAAAAAUUUGCUUUCUUAUAAAUGGAGACAUCACACAUGAUGUCAUAAUUUUGUUGUAUGCUCAUGACAUCAUUUUGAAUUUAAUACAAAAAGAGACAAAUGUUUUAAAAAUCCGUUUUAUGAAAUCAAGAGGAAAAAAGAAAGUUUUCCUCCAAUAAUUUAAAUGUAAUAUGAACUACUUGAUUCAAAUAAAUCUUUAUCUUAAAAAACAAAUUUAGAAACAAAGGUAUGACUUCUUGGAAUAUUACCAAUUGAGCAAUUAUAGUUUCCAAUGAAAUAGUUUCCAAACAAGCAGAGUGAUAUUGUUAUAUUACAUGUGUGUAAUACAAAAGAAUAAGUGAUAGUUAUAUUAAACCUGAAACUAGGUAUAUGACGUUCUAAAUAUACACACAUUUAAUAAAACUGAAAUCAUCAUAGUAUAUAAUUAUAAGUGUUGAGGUAUCAAUUUGAGUAUAUAUUUAAGUAUCAUAUUACCCACACAAUUCCAACACAAUUUUCUUAGUGUAAAAGCUGACCAGCGAUAUAGCGAGAUGUGUCAAAUACUGUGGGGUCAAUGAAAAGUUUUGAACCGCAGGGGAGAGAACUUCGCAAAUAACUUGAUAACAAUUCCAUGUUAUUACGUUACCUCAAGGAGCAUAAAACAUCUUAGGUUAGAUUUUAAACUUUUUGAUGAAAAGUAGGGUAUUUAAUAAUGUCAUUGUCAAAAUAAGUACACAAUUUUCACUUGGAGUCUAUAUGAAUAUGGUCCCAAGGUGAAAUGGUGAAUAUUUUUAUUUAACUGUUUGCAAUUGUAUUAAAUGGUUUAUCAUACAUAUGACAAUUUCUUGGGUCGAUUCCGGGACAGUCGGACACUAGGGGGGUUUCCCCCGGAAUAUUUUUUUAAUGGGAAACAUCUGUGGUGCAUUCUAGAGCAUAUCUGGGACUAUUUUAGUCGUUUUUAACAUCGGGAAAAUGUACCUAUUUUGACUGCCAAGACGUAUUUUUGACUUGACAUGGGUUGUUUUUUUCUGCAUUUUUUUGAAAAAAUAAAACCACCAGAUAUUUUCCCAGGCUUUAAAUGAAGUGCUAACCAGGAAGAUAUGCAGUCUACUUUCGGUUUCAUCAAAACAGGAAAUAAACAACUAUACGGGCACCUGUUUUCCCGCGCUUUUGAGAACAUGCGUUACAAAAUAUUUAUUUUUUCAUCACAUUUAAAAUGUUUGCAAUUUAUGCCACACAAUAUUUUCCAGACGAUCAAGAAGAUUAUCCAGUCGAUGAGCUUUUUUCGUUUGAAGAUGCAUAUAACUUUGAUAGAGACGUGUCAACAAUCGGCUGUAUAAAGCGAUCACGUGACUUACCAUGGUCUCGUGAUUAAAGCACUCUAUAUAACCACCUGAAAACCCCAUAUCGUCAGUUUUAUUUCGGCGUAAAAAUACACAACGAUAGUUCGAAAAAAAGUUCCAAACACUAAAAUUCCUUAUGGACGCGUAAGUUGUUUGAAGUAUAACUACGUAUCGACUUUGAAAUUUGAAUGGAAUAUGGGAUGUUUUCCGUGUUUUAAUUUUGUUUUUUACUCAUUUUGUCACUUUCUUCGAACUUACCUUCAUGCUCGUUUGUUGGUAAAAUGUGUGAAAAAUAUCAAUUCAUCAAUUAAAAGCUAUCAUUCAUAAGACCAAACAAAUCCAUAUGAAAACAAUGAAUUUGUAUACAAGAACCCUCCCCGACUAGUUAAGCACAACAAAAGGCCAAUAGAUCAAUUAUCGGGUGAUUAUCGAUGACCUCUAUGACACACGUAGCAAUUUACGGAUUAGUGUCAACAUGUCCUGUGUUUUACUACCAGUGUCCGGGACAGGCAAAUAAAAUGACUUACAUUGGUAAAAUUAAGGUAAUCGAUUCCGAGAUUAUUUUUUUCGUUUUUUUUUUAUGACUUUCCGGGACAAACAUGCACCCUCUGUGACAGAGAUACGAUUUCCGGGACAAUCCCGGACGUCCGGGACGUUAUCACAUGUAUGGGUUUAUGUUUAAUUUGUUUAAAAAAACAACCCUGUUUUUCUCAAGUGCUGAUAGUUGCCAUGUUGGUGCAGUAUGUUUGUUUUGUUUUGUUUACAUUGUUGUAGUUUGAAUAUUAAGCAUUCUGAUCAAAGUCACUUCAUAAUCUCUUGGGAUGCAGUCUGUCUGUAUUUCAGUCAGAAAAUAUUACAUCUUUAAAGGAAAAAUGUAAAGGAAUUUAAUACUGAAUGAAAAACAGUGUAUUUGUACAAGUUGAGAUGUACAGUGAUAAAAUCAUUAAAAUUCUAUUUGCUGCUAUUAUACAUACGAAUCUGGAGAUAUUGAUGUCUACAGACAAAUUACUUUUAUAAUGCUUUUUAGUUUGCUUUACAUGUUUUACUCCACUCUAACCCAUGCUGUUACUUUGUUAUUUUAUCAAAAACUUUGUGUAUUUUAGUUUAUUUUAAAUGCAAUCUUCAAUGUUUAAGUAAAAAAUUCCCUUAUCAAUAUUUUAUGAUUUUAAUUGCAGCACAAAGUGUUGCUUGGUUACAUGCAUCAUCUUAGAACUUUCAUGAAAUGCAAAUAAUAUUUCUUGAAUGCCUCCUUUGAAACACUGACAAGUUCCAGUCAAAACAUGGGGACAUGGCACUGAAUUUAAAAGUACUCACAUGAACUCCAUUUAACCGCUAUUUAUAAUUGAAAGCAAUGUUGCUCCUUUAUACUAAAUCAUGUCUCCCUGUUUGGACUUGUUUUCAUUUUGUUAAGUUGUUAUAUUCAUGCUUUUAGAUGUAACAUGAUUAAGUUUGUUAAGAUUAACAUGUUAAGAUUAACAUGAUCAAGUUUGUUAAAGAUAUUAAUUAUGUUAACAGAUGUUGUAGGUAGCUGAUUGGUGUACAUUCUGUGAAGUAUUUGAUCAGUUUAUUGUGAAGUAUCAUCUUGUUACAGAUAAAUAUUCUAUAUAUUGUAUAGAUUGUUAAGUAUCAUCAAGUUGAACUGUGACAUUUAUCAUAGCCAUUCUGGUUUAAUAGAUAAUGAACCAGACUGUGCCUUUUACUGUAUGCCAAACAAAACCAAGACUGAUAUGUAACUAGUAAAUGCAGAUGCCCAUGGAUAAUCCAGUGGUUAGGUAAAAUCAAUGUACAUUAGUACUUGUCCACCAUAGAUUGGGCUUAAAAUGUUGAGGGUUUUUUUAAAUAGUUUUGCCCCUAUAGUUUGUUCUAAUCUUACCAUGUAGUCAGCGAAAGCAGAUGUAAAUGCAUAUGAAAAAUUCUAAGUCUAUCUUUCACUGAGCCUGCAGUGAACAUUUUUGAAAGCCUAGAUAUCAAGGUAGGUUUGAAUAUCCAAAUAGUGUUAUACUAUAAAAUUAAGAAUUAUUUACACAAAUAGUUUUGCUUUUUUUGUUUUGUUUUGUUUUUGCUAGAAAGGGCACAGUCUAGUUUUCUCUAAAUCAAGGUGUUUAUGACAUGAUGUUAGGUAGAUAUUUUCUUGUGCAAUCAUUAUAACUGACUACAAGCAAAUUAAAUCAACACAGUUUUAAA